This is a messenger RNA of Coccomyxa subellipsoidea C-169, 1475 nucleotides long. RefSeq lists its product as hypothetical. NCBI's taxonomy places the organism in Eukaryota, Viridiplantae, Chlorophyta, Trebouxiophyceae, Coccomyxaceae. The record is from RefSeq and is a predicted model, not a curated record. Bases 174 to 1475 code for a protein of 433 amino acids. The transcript is spliced from 10 exons.
GAUCAACCCGCGACUCUCGAUGCGUCUGAUGACGCGUGUGGAGUGAAACGGACGACCUUUGACGUUUUGCCUGGCGCGCCCGACGGGAUUCCCAUCGCCAAGACAGGCAGGCAACCACCACGGCUUUGCAGGGAGCGAUUUGGAGAGGCAAGGACGAUCGUGGAGCUCUUCGAAUGAGGGAGCAGUGGACGACGUGUUCCCUGCUACUGCUGGUUGCCUUAUCCUUGGCAUCUGCUCGCGUCACACCGCAGCCCGUGCUCCUCUCAGAGCAGAGGCGGGAUGAGUGCACGCUGGAGUCGCAGAGGCUGUUCCACUGCGCGUCCUAUAAUGCUCCAAACAGCAUGCUGACAGACAAGCAGCGGGAGAUGUGCUGCGGCGCAGUGCAGACCUUCAACCUGAACGGCUGCUUCUGCGGUUGGGGCAGUGCCUCAGCCAUGAACCCCUGGACGCGUGAUGUGCUGACUGACCUGGCGGGCGCGCUGCACAGCUGCAAUGUGGGCGUCAUUCCCUGCAUGGCAGGUGAGGAGUAUCUGCAGGACGGGGAAGUGGCGGUGGCGUACACUGGCGAUGAGAUGCUCGCGCUGCAGGCCGCCAGCACCGCAGUCAGCCGCAUGGUUGCCCAAGACGGGUGGGGCUCUGGAAGGCAGAGGCUGCCAGAGAGGCUGGCUUCGUCGCUGCAGCCGCUCUUUGACCUGACCUUCCUCAACCGCCCAAAGCCCAGCUAUUUUCAAGGCAAGUACCCUGGAGAUGACCUGGCGCCAGGAGACUUUGACAUCGAAGUGGAGGUGGAGCAGGAGGGAGGAGAUUCCGAGCAGCUCUCGGCGACGAUGGCGCAGCUGAGCAGGUGGAUGGGGGCGCUGCUGGGGGGAGAUAAUGCGCUGCUGAGGGGCGAUGACGCGCUCGACGCCGAUAAUCCAGGGGGCGUGACGCUCGACAGGGCGGAUACCCUAGGGGGCGUCAUCACGCAGGUCAUGCAGCUGGUGAAUGCCAUUCUCAAUGGCACCGACGCUCAGGUGGAGGUGGCUGUCGAGAUCACUGUUGAAACCACGACAACCACUUCCUCCGCCACGCGCUUCUCCUCGCGCAAGGACAUCGCGGACGCGCGGCCGCUCAUUAGCCGCGUCUCCACCGCGCCCGUCAGGCCCGGGGCAAACGGCGCCAGCCGCGUCGAGCGCAUGGUCACAGAGACGAGCUCGCAGCCGCUGCAUGCGCCGCGCACGCACUGCUGGAUGCAGCGGCUGGCGGGAGUGAUCACCGACAACCCGGCGCGCGUUUUCGCGGUGCUGGCCGGCGUCGCAUUUGUGGUCCUCUUAGCGACGCUCAUUGCGCAGAUCGCUGUGGCGCUCGUCUGCGAGGUGCAGCGGCAAAUGGCGCCGCAGGAUACAGAAGAUGCGGUGACUAACCCGCUGCUUGCUCCGGAGCUGACAACGCCCCUGCUCAAUGCCCGGGGAGAGCUGCAUGACUCAUCCCUCUAG